UUCAGAGACCUUCACGGGCCAAAAAGUCUUUCAAUCUCGACGGUAACAAUCCAGUUUAGAAUUUUUAAACGCCAAAUAUCCAAAUUCACGUGCCAGAAAUCCGAAUCCCACAGAAAUUUGUUCUCUUUUGUUUCUCUCUCUAGACUAGGCUACAAAUAAAGCAUCACUUCCUUAUUUCUUUCUAUCUCAUCUUUUGUGUUUCCUGAACUCCUAGGCUUAGAUCCGAGGAGUUUUGGAGAGAACCGAAAAACAGCCCCCACAAGCGAAAGAAAACCCUAACCCUAAAAGUUUCUACGCACCCGCAGAUCUCCAUCCAUCUUCACUAUUAUCAAUCAUGGCUGGACUGGCUCCCGAGGGUUCUGCAUUUGAUGCUCGUCAGUAUGAUACCAAGAUGAAUGAAUUGAUGGAAUCUGAUGGACAGACAUUUUUCACAUCCUAUGAUGAGGUGUAUGAUAGCUUUGACUCCAUGGGCUUGCAAGAAAACCUCCUUAGAGGAAUAUAUGCUUAUGGUUUUGAGAAGCCUUCUGCAAUUCAGCAAAGAGGUAUUGUUCCCUUUUGCAAGGGACUUGAUGUCAUCCAACAGGCGCAAUCUGGAACUGGAAAGACUGCUACUUUCUGUUCUGGAAUUCUUCAACAACUUGAUUACAACAUAGUUGAAUGUCAGGCUUUGGUUCUGGCACCUACCCGUGAACUUGCUCAGCAAAUUGAGAAGGUCAUGCGAGCACUCGGUGAUUAUCUUGGUGUUAAGGUCCAUGCUUGUGUUGGGGGUACCAGUGUUCGUGAAGAUCAGCGCAUUCUUCAGAGUGGAGUUCACGUUGUGGUUGGAACUCCUGGACGUGUCUUUGACAUGUUGCGCAGGCAAUCUCUUCGGCCUGACCAUAUCAAGAUGUUUGUGUUGGAUGAAGCUGAUGAAAUGCUCUCAAGGGGAUUCAAGGACCAGAUCUAUGAUAUUUUCCAGCUGUUACCGCCAAAGAUACAGGUUGGUGUUUUCUCUGCUACUAUGCCCCCAGAGGCCCUCGAAAUCACCCGAAAGUUCAUGAACAAGCCUGUCAGGAUCCUUGUGAAACGGGAUGAGCUCACACUAGAAGGUAUCAAACAGUUCUAUGUCAAUGUUGACAAAGAGGAUUGGAAGCUCGAAACACUUUGCGAUCUCUAUGAGACAUUGGCCAUCACCCAGAGUGUCAUCUUUGUGAACACCAGGCGUAAGGUUGAUUGGCUCACUGACAAAAUGCGUGGCCGUGACCAUACAGUUUCUGCAACUCAUGGAGACAUGGACCAAAAUACUAGGGACAUCAUCAUGCGAGAAUUCCGGUCUGGUUCAUCCAGAGUGCUCAUCACCACUGAUCUCUUGGCUCGUGGUAUUGAUGUCCAGCAAGUGUCCCUUGUGAUCAACUUUGACCUCCCUACUCAGCCAGAGAACUACCUCCAUCGUAUCGGGCGUAGUGGACGGUUUGGAAGGAAGGGUGUGGCUAUUAACUUUGUCACCAAGGAUGAUGAAAGGAUGCUUCAAGACAUACAGAAGUUUUAUAAUGUUACAAUCCAGGAGUUGCCAGCUAAUGUUGCUGAUCUUCUGUGAGGUGUGGUUUUGGUUCAAGGAGGUGAAUUGUUCUACAAUAGAAGCAGUUUAAGCUCUUUAAUUUAAUUGGAGUAACUUAUGCGCCAGACACCUAGUGUGGGUAAAUUCAGCUCCCGCUCUUUCUUUCAGUAUGGGACUGUAGUUUCUCAACAUGGUCCAAUUCUACUUUUUGAAAUUUUUGUUGAUUUUGUCCUCUUGCACUGUAAGCUUCCAAGUAAAUUGCGGAUUUUUAAAGUUGUUUGAGUUUGUGUUUUUUAUUUGAUUUGGUUUACCAAACCUGUUUUCUCAGUUUUGAGUGCUUUUUUUAAAUGGAUCAUUCCUUGUGAUCUGAUCGAGUUGAUUUUGGUAUUUUACAAGCAGUUAUGUUGCGUGUAAAUUAAUUACCUUGAGCUGUUUAAUUGGUUUCAGGCCCUCGCCCUUGAUAAUUAAGCUGUCUCUAUU
Messenger RNA from Cuscuta epithymum, 2017 nucleotides. The record is from the annotation of a GenBank genome assembly. NCBI's taxonomy places the organism in Eukaryota, Viridiplantae, Streptophyta, Magnoliopsida, Solanales, Convolvulaceae.